AUGGAAAUAAGUUCUGGAACUCCUGGAAGGUUCCGAUGGGUUCACCUGCAAGAAGUACCAGCUGUAACUGAAGGCGGCGCCGACGACGUCGUUGGAAGCCAGUCCGUACAGCCGUCGAGGCGUAUCGAGGAAGGAUGCUUAGCAUUUGCACCUCUAAUUAUAUCCCAGGAACGUGCUGUUGAAACAAAUAACCCGUCACUAGUUUUAGUUCAGAGGCAACCUCACAAGAAGUCAUCAGAUCUCUUCAAUGGCAGACAUUGUCUCAGACAAUUCUGCGGCGGCGGCGUUACAAAGAGUCCAUCGUUCAUUCCCUGUCCAUACCUCACUUGCGGUUUGAGUAAAUUGCUUCUCAUGAGACAGAAGCCAUACCUGCACUUCACAUUCUGGAUGGAGCUUUUAGAGAACUUACCAGCGGAUUUACUGGCUUCAGACGAAUAUACGUUUUAUAUACACGUCAUAAAGAUCAAUUUAUAA
This is a messenger RNA of Danaus chrysippus (African queen), 474 nucleotides long. The record is from the annotation of a GenBank genome assembly. NCBI's taxonomy places the organism in Eukaryota, Metazoa, Arthropoda, Insecta, Lepidoptera, Nymphalidae.